CCGCGUUUUUCCUUCCCUUCACGAAUCGGAUUCUCUCUCCUCUGGAAUAAAAAAACCCUAGUCGUCGGCUCUGUUACUCCGUCGUCCUCGUGUCGGAGACCAAAUUUUUCAAACGCCGACGAGAGAGGUUUCUAAUGGACUCUAAAGGAUCAGUUUCAGCGACGGAAAACGGCGGCGUAAGUAACUUGGAGAAGUUUCUGUGCGAGCGAUUGGUGGACCAGUCGCAGCCGAUCUCGGAGCGAUUUAGAGCUCUAUUCUCUCUUCGCAACCUGAAAGGCCCGGGACCUCGCAACGCUCUAAUCCUCGCAUCGAGAGACUCCUCUAAUUUGUUAGCACAUGAAGCUGCAUUUGCAUUGGGUCAGAUGCAAGAUGCUGAAGCAAUUCCUGCUCUAGAGUCGGUUCUGAAUGAUAUGUCUUUGCAUCCAAUAGUACGCCAUGAGGCCGCGGAAGCUCUUGGAGCCAUUGGUUUAGCGGGAAAUGUUGACAUCUUGAAGAGAAGCUUGGCCUUGGAUCCAGCUCAGGAGGUUAGGGAAACAUGUGAGUUAGCUCUCAAAAGGAUUGAAGAGUUGAGCAAUGUUGAUGCUGAGAACCAGUCAUCCACGACAGAGAAAUCACCUUUCAUGUCUGUUGACCCAGCUGCUCCAGCUGCUGCUUUCUCUUCUGUCCACCAAUUGAGGCAAAUUCUUCUGGAUGAAACAAAAGGCAUGUAUGAGAGAUAUGCUGCACUUUUCGCUCUAAGGAAUCAUGGUGGAGACGAAGCUGUUUCUGCCAUAGUUGAUUCAUUGAGAGCUAAUAGUGCCCUUCUACGUCACGAGGUGGCUUAUGUCUUGGGGCAAUUACAAAACAAAGCUGCUUUAGCUACUCUAAGCAAAAUACUGAGAGAUGUGAAUGAACACCCAAUGGUUAGACACGAGGCUGCAGAAGCGCUUGGUUCUAUAGCAGAUGAGCAGAGCGUUGCAUUGCUACAGGAAUUCUCAAGGGACCCUGAGCCUAUUGUUUCACAAAGCUGUGAAGUUGCAUUGAGCAUGUUGGAAUUUGAAAAUUCCGGCAAAUCGUUCGAGUUCUUUUUCACGCAAGACCCGCUUGUUCACUAAGAAUGCUUAAGGAUCUUACCAUUCUUCUUCGACCAUUUACCAAAAAAGAGACCCAAACUUAAGCAGAAAGCAAACAUUUUCUGCACAGAGCAGAAACUGCUAUAUUAAAAACACCUCAUUAUGGACGAUUAUUAUGAUUCUCUUCAUUGAGUUUAAGGUUAAGAUAACUUGUCUUGAUGGGUAUAGAAGCUUUCCAGUGUUAAUCUGGGCAUAUUGAUUGUAAACAGUAAACCAAAUCCAAGUAAAGUUUUGUUU
Molecule: messenger RNA, 1349 nt
Organism: Eutrema salsugineum
Lineage: Eukaryota; Viridiplantae; Streptophyta; Magnoliopsida; Brassicales; Brassicaceae
Product: deoxyhypusine hydroxylase
Exons: 7
Coding region: 135-1094 (319 amino acids)
Biological process (GO): peptidyl-hypusine biosynthetic process
Molecular function (GO): deoxyhypusine monooxygenase activity
Source: RefSeq, a predicted model, not a curated record